Molecule: messenger RNA, 1754 nt
Organism: Impatiens glandulifera
Lineage: Eukaryota; Viridiplantae; Streptophyta; Magnoliopsida; Ericales; Balsaminaceae
Product: transcription factor HHO5-like
Exons: 5
Coding region: 175-1368 (397 amino acids)
Biological process (GO): regulation of DNA-templated transcription
Molecular function (GO): DNA binding; DNA-binding transcription factor activity
Source: RefSeq, a predicted model, not a curated record
AUUUUUCUCACCUUCUCUCUCUCUAUGUCUUGAACCGCUGAACCGCUGAAAAAGAUUCUGUUUUUCCUAACCCCUUUCCUUAUCUCUCUAUCCCUAUCUCCAUCUCCAUCUUCAAAUCGCCUUCGACCGUCUCUUUAACGGAUCAGAAGAGAUCUACCAGAUUAUUGAGUCGCCAUGGGUGAUUCUGUAUCAAAUUAUGUUCCUAGAACAAUCCAAGAGAUUCUAUCCGACCUGUCCACCAUCCCCGAUGUUUCUGAUAGAGCAUCUAAGCUCGAUGAUUUCAUCAAUAGAUUAGAAGAAGAAAUGAAGAAGAUCUACGUAUUUAAGCGCGAGCUUCCCAUCUCCAUCGUCCUUAUGAAGGAUGCAAUUACUGCACUGAAAGAAGAAUCAAUCCUGUUGAGGGGAAAACAUGUGAAACCAGUGUUGGAACAAUUCAUCCCACUUAAGAAAAUUCCUGAUAAAGUAGUUGAUGAUGAUGAUGAUAUUAAUAAAGACAAGGACAAUAAAGAUAAGAAGAAUUGGUUGAGAUCAGCCCAGCUCUGGAAAACUGAUGAUUUCAGCAGCAGCAGCAGCAGUGGAAAGAGACAUAGUCCAGAUUCAAGAGUUACAGAGAAUGCCGAGUUUGGGUUCCAUCCAUUUCAUUCGAAUAAAAACAAGACUGGAUCAAGAACAUUCAUGUCCCAUAAAGGGUACCCUUUCUUCUCUGCUGCCGCAGCUGCUGCUGCUAGACAUGAACAGGAAGAUGCUGAUGAACCAAUUUCAAGUCUUUCCCUCAUUAUGCCCGGAACCAAGAAUUCCAAAGAACAAAACCGUCCUAAGACCAUCCGUAGCAGAUCAAGCUCCACCUCUGCACCAUCCAGUCAACUGAAUUCACAGUCACUGCAUCAUCAUCAGCCUGAGCAGCAGAAUGGUAGGAAACAAAGAAGAUGCUGGUCUCAAGAACUGCACAGGCGCUUUUUAAACGCUCUCCAACAGCUUGGAGGAUCUCAAGUCUCCACUCCUAAACAGAUCAGAGAACUGAUGCAAGUCGACAAUCUCACCAACGACGAAGUGAAGAGCCAUUUGCAAAAAUACAGACUCCACACGAAAAGAGGAGGGCCAGUCUCAUCCAUAAAAGGAGCCAUGUCAAAUCUGGGGGAAUCAUCUUCUAUGCCCAGAGAUGAUGAGGAAUACAAGGUGGAAGCGUCGAAGCAGAGCAAUUCACAAUCGGGUUCCCCACAGGGUCCACUUGACUUAUCUGGAACAGGGGGAAAUAAUAAUAGCAUGGAAUUAGGAGAUGAGAUAUCAGAGAGUCAUAGCUGGAAAAAUCAACUUCACAGAAGAUCUGCUCAAGAUGAUGAUGAGGAGGAGGAGGAAGAUGAUGUAUAGAGAGAAUAGAUGGUUAAAGCAAAUAAUAUUUCAUAAAAUUUUGCAGAUAAAAGACAUAGAUGAUGAUAAUGAAGAGGAUGAAGAGGAAGAGGAAGAUAUCAUGAUGCUCACUAGAUACAUAUAAAAUGAAGGAUGAAAAAGGAAGGUAGCUCAUGUUGUUUGAAAUUUUGCAGGAUUAAUUUUCUUUCAUCCUUCUAACUGAGAUUGUUUGUUAUUUUGUUGUACUUGUCUUGGCCCUGUGGUUUGAGUUGAUUUUCUGGGCUAAUCUAAUAUAUUAGUAAAAUCAACAACUAUGUUUUAUUUCGCUUUCAAAUAUGUCUUCUGUUGGUUCUUGUUUCCAGAAAACUUCAGAAUUCUAAAUCCAGAUUUGUUUCUAGAUUCGGAUA